AUGUCCUGGAACUCCCCGCCUAACGGACGUCACCCGCAUCAAAAAGAGUGGGAGAAAACAACAGAAGACAAAGAGCAGCACCCUGGCAGGAGCAACUCUCCAUCUCAAACCGAAUCACAAUUGCAUUAUUCUGAGCAUCACGUAAACCCAAUUCAUCCCCACCAGUCCCAAGCCCAACACCCACUUCCUCCCCAUUCGCAUCACUCACAGCACCAUCACCCCCACCCCCACCCUCCUCCACCUGCCCAAACUCCUCAUCUCCCUCCCAUACAGCAGGAACGCCUCGCAAUUGAGCAGCCCGAAAUGUAUGCAGCCUCUGAGCCACCGUAUCCGUACCGCAUUCCACCCCACCAGUUGCCUGGCUUCCAACAACCGGCCAAUUUCCAGCAACCUGCCCCCAGACAACGAACCGCAAUUGCUUGCAGGUACUGUCGGCGACGCAAGAUUCGAUGCUCAGGAUUCGAGUCUUCUCCAGAUGGACGAUGCGCCAAUUGCCUCAGGUUCAACCAGGAGUGUGUUUUCACACCAGUAUCAUCGCAAACGCAAGCGUUCGUUCCCGCCCAUGCGCUAUAUAAUACUACUCGUAGUGUUGGAGGACGGGCUGGUCCUUUGUACGGAGCCCAUGGCCAGCCCCUCUCUUCUGGCUAUAUUCCGAUGCCUUCGCAGGCGCCUGCGCCAUCGGCGCAAUCCCCCAUGGAAUCCCGCGCACCCCAACAAUAUCCCCGACCCCCAAGUCCUGGAGUUGGGUCUGGUCGACAACCGCCUCCACCUCCGGCACAACCACCUUAUGGAAGCUACGAGGAGCUAGUGACCUGUGAACCAGAGAGAAAUAGGAGCCAAGAGCCGCACCCGCCGCUUUUGCCCCCUCCGGUGCCCGGUAAUCAGCCGCAACCGCACCAUCUGCAGAGGAGAAGUUCAGCAAGUGAAUAUCAAAGUCACUAUGCGCGCAACGACCCUCCCUCCCCUUCGUCCCAUCUUCUACAUGCGCAGCAUGCAUAUUCUCCUCCGCCGGUUUCUGGGCCGCCAUCCUCGUCAUUUCAAGCUUCUAGCUAUGGUCAGGGCCCACCACUGUCGGCAGCGAGUAAUUAUUACCCGCCGGGCCCUGGCGCAAGCCAGCAGCGAACAAGGUCACCUGUGGGAUUUCGUCCGCCGGAUCGCUCAAGCGGAUCGCCACAUCCGUUUCAUCCUCCUAUGCAGUAUCCUCCGCCUCCGAGGCCGACCUCGUCAGGCCCGAGCCCAUCCAGCCCCAAUACGCAUCCGAUUCCCUCCAUGCAGAUGGCGAAUCUGAUUGAUCCGAGUCAGCCCCAUGGCCAGGGAAGAAAUCAGCGGACUGCUGCGGAUGGAGAUAUGCUAGAUCGUCUUAUGCCGAGGUCAGGGCUUUGAUCUGUACGAGUACAAACAAAGCCUGAGUUGGGGUUGAUGUGUAUUUCCUCUAGGCUCUAUUUUUGUGGGGAUCAACGACAAAUUUCUCGAACGUACAAAUUGAAUCACGAAGCGGCUUUAGUCUCAGUUCGGUGAUUUGCAUUGGCUUUUUCCGAUUCUCUUUCUUUGCAAAUUGAUUCUGGUUUGGUGGAAUUUGAAACUUUUUCAUGAUGUCAUUGGGAUUUUUUGCUGCAAAGGAUGAAGUGCCUGAUGCCUCACGAAAAACAAAAAAACGCAACCAUGCCUUAUUUUUUCCUCAUCGCAUUUGGAGUUUUUUCUUCUUUCUUGCCUUGAUGUCCCAGUCCUAGGUUAUUUUUUAUCUUUUAUUGCGCGGUUUUCAUACCAGUCGUUUCAUGGGUGGAAGAUUUUUUUUUUUUAACUCUUGUUUUAUCAUUAUUUACUGCUAUCCGGCGGCUUUUUGUUGUCUUUUCCUAUCGUCGCCUUUGGCUGGCUUUGCCGGUUUGCAUAUCCCUUAGGGAGGAGGACUCCGGUAUAUAUAUAGAACGAGAUCAUGGUCAUCAGGUUAUUUUCUUUUGAAGGACGGCAUUAGUUGUGUUGAUGGCGAAAAUGUUCUUUUAUCCCUUUUCUCAAACCCCCCUUUUUUUUUUUUUUGAGCAUUUUGGGGUUGCCUCUUUUUGUUGUCAAACCAUUUUUGUUCCACCUUCCCUCGAUUAACUGUUAAAUCAUGGCAAAACAGUCGUUUCUCGAAUUUUUCUGGCAUGUUUUAAUAAGCCUGUUCAUACCUUCUCUAGAUGUUCUAGAUGUUUAUAGCUGUCACUCGUUUAUACCCCCCCCCCCCACCGCUCUCUUCCUCACACAAAAACAAAAAAAAAACAUCACACUCUUUUG
This is a messenger RNA of Tuber melanosporum (Perigord truffle), 2271 nucleotides long. RefSeq lists its product as uncharacterized. NCBI's taxonomy places the organism in Eukaryota, Fungi, Ascomycota, Pezizomycetes, Pezizales, Tuberaceae. Gene Ontology annotation, molecular function: DNA-binding transcription factor activity, RNA polymerase II-specific; zinc ion binding. Bases 1 to 1383 code for a protein of 460 amino acids. Gene Ontology annotation, biological process: regulation of DNA-templated transcription. The transcript is spliced from 3 exons. The record is from RefSeq and is a predicted model, not a curated record.